AAUGAAGACAACAGAAAGAUAAGAUGGAUAGACAGGCUAGAUAAGUAGGUAGAUACAGAGAGAGAGAAUGGAUAGAUUAGAAAGAGGAAUGGGUGCAUCGAUAAGACACAAAAAUAGAUAGUACAUAGACAAUAGAGGCUAGAUAGUAGUAUAGACAGGAUAUAGAUGAUAGAUGAUAGGAUAGAUAAGAUAGACCACAUUCUUUUGAGGAAAACCUUAGCGAGACGCGACACGCAGUAGGAGCUUAAUAAACGUGCGCGGGCGCUCUCUCGCUCCACUCUCCCUUCCUCCUGGUCCCUUCCUUUCUCUCGCACAUUUCCCCGGACCUCGAGCCGGGAGGGGCAUACGGUCGGCAUUUAAUAAAUGUGCGCGGGCGUUCUUUUCGUCGCCUCCUUCCCUUCCCCUCUCCCCCCACAGCUCCCCAGAUCUCGGGCAGGGCGGGGCACACAGUAGGCGUUUAAUAGAUUCCAAUUUAUUGAGUGAUGGAUUGAUUGGUAGGUGGGUGGGGUCUCGGCUCUGCAGCCCGGAGAAGGGGCGUUGGGUGAGGGGCCAGUACUUAUCCUUCUACAAGUCAGACCAAAGCAUUAUUUCCGCCUAAGCAACCGGGACGUGAAAACUGUGGCCUUAGCCCCGCCCCUGAUGCUGCCUAUCCCUUCUUUGACCACGCCCCCUUCUAGGCCCCGCCUUUUCCCGAGACAGUCUUUGAGCCCCAGUGGAGAACCCACCUCCGCGGUGACUAUUGGCUACUGCUGACGGAAGACGGACUAAGAAAACAGCCAAUAGCAGCGCCACACGGAGUUUUUCCCGGGAAAGCCGGGUCUGUAGAGUGAAACCGGAAAUGAAAGCGAUCGACAGGUGGAGGUGGCCAACCAGGAGCGGGGAUCGAGGAUGUGGGGCGGGAUCAGAACUGGACUGCGGGGCCCAAACCGGUAGAGGCAGAUGCACCUGCGAGCAACACCCUAGAAGCGGAGCCGGAGCUUGGCGGAAGCCGCAGACGCUCCCCUCCCUCGCCGACGGUGGCCAUGCUCGCCGGGUGCCCUCCUGAGACCAGAUGACCUUCAUGUCGAUGGCCACGGUGGUGGCGGUGGCAGAGCCGAAAUGGGUGUCGCUGUGGGGACGCUGGUUCUGGGUGGCGGCGCUGCUGGGCCUGCUGCUGGGAUCCCUGUUGGUGGUCUUGCUCCCCCUGGGGGCCUUGGAGGAGCAGUGCUCCACACUCCAGAAAGGACUGUCCUUGCUGAGGAGCAAGCUGGGAGGAGGAAGGCAGAAGUCUCCCAGCACAGGGCUCACUGUCACCACAGGAGGGAUCAGUCUGCUGGUGGUCAAGCCCAAAGCGUCUGCAGACGUUAAGCUAGAAGCCCGAGCAGCCCUGAACCAGGCCCUGGAAAUGAAGCGGCAGGGGAAGCGCGAGAAGGCCCACCGACUCUUCUUGCACGCCCUCAAGAUGGAUCCCAAUUACGUGGACGCGCUCAACGAGCUGGGCAUCUUUUCUGAAGAGGAGAAAGACAUUCUGCAGGCCGAUUACUUAUAUACCAAAGCACUAACCAUCUCUCCCUACAACGAGAAAGCGCUCAUCAACAGGGACCGGACGUUGCCCCUGGUGGAAGAGAUCGACCAGCGCUACUUCAGCAUCAUCGACAGCAAAGUGAAAAAGGUGAUGUCCAUCCCCAAGGGGAGCUCGGCGCUGCGGCGCGUCAUGGAGGAGUCUUACUACCACCACAUUUACCACACCGUGGCCAUCGAAGGCAACACGCUGACCCUCUCCGAGAUCCGGCACAUCAUCGAGACCCGGUACGCCGUGCCUGGGAAGAGCCUGGAGGAGCAGAACGAGGUCAUCGGCAUGCACGCGGCCAUGAAAUACAUCAACACCACUCUGGUCUCCAGGAUCGGGUCCGUCACCAUCAGCGACAUGCUGGAGAUCCACCGGCGGGUGCUGGGUUACGUGGAUCCCGUGGAGGCCGGGAGAUUUAGGACUACGCAGGUGUUUGUGGGACAUCAUAUUCCUCCCCAUCCUCAAGAUGUGGAAAAGCAGAUGGAAGAGUUCAUACAGUGGCUGAACUCGGAGGACGCCAUGAAUCUGCACCCGGUGGAAUUUGCCGCGCUGGCCCAUUAUAAACUGGUCUACAUCCACCCCUUCAUCGAUGGCAACGGCAGGACCUCCCGCCUGCUGAUGAACCUCAUUUUGAUGCAGGCAGGCUACCCUCCCAUUACAAUUCGCAAGGAGCAGAGAUCCGAGUAUUACCACGUGUUGGAAGUUGCCAACGAAGGGGACGUGAGACCCUUCAUCCGUUUCAUUGCCAAGUGUACCGAGACCACCUUAGACAUGCUGCUAAUCGCAACCACUGACCAUGCCGUGGGAUUGCCAGAAGCAAAUCCCAACCAUUCUGGAUGCAAACAAACUAUUCCUGUGAAAACGUAAAUCUCGUUUGGCUUAAAAAGUGCAGCAGGGAUUAUUUUGCAGGAAUCACACAGCCUUGAGCGUUCCUACUGGGAAACAAGUCUUCUCACAAAGAAGACUUAGAGAGCUAAAUGUUCUUGACCUAAGAAUGUUUGUUUUAGUUUUGGUUUUUUUUUUUUUUUUUUUUAAGAAAAUCAGUUAAAUUAAGCCUUGUCUCUUAUAAUUUAUAAGCUAACUAUGCCAAAUUAUUUAUUUUGGAUUUUAAAGCAGGCAAAAAACGCAAGAUGUUAACAGCCAAACUCUGGGCUGGACAUUAAGAGGCUUUUUCCAGGGUAUACAGGGAAGUUGUACUGUAGGCCUCUGUCCUACAGGUUCCUGUACAUUCUCUCUGUUGAGGGACUAUUCUGCCAAGUCGAACUGGGGGCUCCAGGUCAGGAUGCAGGGAAGCUCUUUCUUUUGAGGGCAAGGAACUCCAGGAGUUAUUUUUGCAGAGGACAAGCAGUUUUCUUUUGGAAGGCGCAGGUUUAUCUGCCCAGACUAACUUAGGAAUCAACUUCUGCCUAGAAAUCAAACUACUGAGAUAUUAGGAUCCCUUUUAACAGUGGAACCUUGUCUGCCUCAACUGGCUUUACUUCCCUUCUCAAUAUUGGUACCGGGGAUCAUGUGUUUUUCUAUAGUGAGCUAUUUUUGUAAUUCAGCUAACAGCCAUCAGCCUAGUUCCCUCUCCCUUCCCAGCCUCCCUUUUUGGGAAGAGGAAUAUCUGUUUGUUAGAGCAGAAUCACUCCAGCAUCUCUCCCUCAAGCUGUGAAUCCAGGACCAUCAAAGUCUUAAGAAUGUCUUCCCUGACAGAUCACUCCUCAACAGUCUCUGCCACCAGAUUUUCCAGAUGUGGUGCUGAGAGUACACCCCUGGAUCACUGACACGAGAGAUCAAUCCUGAUGUAAUCAGCUGGAUAUCACAUCUCUGGGGUAUCUGUUUGGAACUUUCCUCACCUUGGCCAGUAUCUUUGCCUUUUCUGUGCAAUAUCUUCUCCCCAACUCUGCAUCGUGACAUUACCCCCUUCCUCCAGAUACCUCAUUGUUCAGCACAGGCAGUGAGUGGGCCCUGAGGUUGGACCAAGUCCUUCCAAGCCAUUUGGAAGGAAGGAGACAGAUUUUGUUUUAGCUCCCCAGACCACGUUAAAGAGGGUCCUGCAAUAAUAGCAAAGCCUUUGUCAGCCACAAGUGGAACAGCUCUAACAGCCAAUAAAUAACCAGGGUCCUUUCAGCUUGUUGAAAUCCAUCCAUUUGGUGAAUCUUCCACUUUGUCACUGUGACUCCAUCUUUCAGUGUCAGCCCCAAGCUUUUGGAGUUGUAUAGGUUAUCACAAAUGGACAACUGUUGGAAGAGAGGCCUACUUAACUAAGCUUUCUCAAAGGCUGGCUUAGUCCUGGAGAAAUAGAAAAGCUCUCACACAAAAUCCAAAGGUUCACAACCCUAAGAUACUUUAAAAGAUCACUGCCAUAAAUUAUUGAAUUCUGGAUUUGGUUCUUAGGAACAAACCCCAAGGCUAGCUGAACCACUAGACAAAAGCACUUGUUUUUGUAAUAAUGAAUGAAUUUGCACUUUAGCUCUAUGUGAAGGAUGUUACUCUAACAAACUACUUAUUCUAAUAAAGUAUUUUAUUAAAUCA
Antechinus flavipes (yellow-footed antechinus) is the source of this 4066-nucleotide messenger RNA. It is a transcript of the gene FICD, whose product is annotated as FIC domain protein adenylyltransferase. Gene Ontology annotation, molecular function: protein binding. Bases 1052 to 2416 code for a protein of 454 amino acids. The record is from RefSeq and is a predicted model, not a curated record. The transcript has 3 exons. NCBI's taxonomy places the organism in Eukaryota, Metazoa, Chordata, Mammalia, Dasyuromorphia, Dasyuridae.